This is a messenger RNA of Heterotrigona itama, 857 nucleotides long. The record is from the annotation of a GenBank genome assembly. NCBI's taxonomy places the organism in Eukaryota, Metazoa, Arthropoda, Insecta, Hymenoptera, Apidae.
AUGAUAUUGUAAAAAAAAAUUGUAUAACAAGAUAUAAAUAAUUUCAUAUAUACAAAUAAAAUAUUAGAAAGAAAUACACAGAAGAUAACAUAAUGGAAAGAGUGGUAUCGAAUACAUUCUGUUUAAAUGGUAAAAGUAAAGGUGAAAAUACUUGUGCUUCAGUGUCAUAUAUUUCAACUAUGUUUGGUGAUAUGUUGUCUUUGAAAGAUAAAAGCAAGUUACCAAAUCAGAUGAACAAAUAUUUCGAAAGAUUAAGUAUAGAAUCUUGUUUAGAACAUAAUCAGGAGAAUAAUAAACAUCUUGCAGGAGAAAUCAAGAAUAUUAUUAAGACGCUUUACAUCCCGCUAGCAGUUGUUAAACCAUGCUCUUUGAAUACUCUUUUAUAUAUUGGAACUCCCUUGUUUUUAAAUUGUACAAAUUUUUAUGACAACGAAUCAAGAUAUACACUGUUGGGUUACAUAGACGAUAUUUUUGGAUCUGUUGGAGAACCUAUGUAUUCUGUAAGCAUAAAGCUUAAUCCAACAAUAGAUAUACUGAAUAUUAAUGCAAAAGUAUAUUAUUUUUCUAAUCAUCCUAAUACGUCACGCAUGUAUAUAGAACAUGCAAUAGAUGAAGUGUCUAACAAAAGAAGAUAUAACAUUAAAAUUGAAAACUUGUAAUCACCAUAGUUUAUAAUUUAUAUUUAAUGUUAUCUUAUUUCAAUAGUUUUUUACAUGUGUAACAUGCUUAAUCUCAUGUUUAAAUGUUAUAAUUUUGUAAAUAUUUCUGUAAGAACAACUAAAUGUAUAAUAAACUACUAUUGAUUGUUUAUUUUUAAUUGUUCAAUAUUUUCCUAGUCUGAACUAAUAAAACUAUAG